Hibiscus syriacus is the source of this 918-nucleotide messenger RNA. Its product is annotated as ADP-ribosylation factor-like protein 8a. Gene Ontology annotation, biological process: protein transport. The transcript is spliced from 6 exons. Gene Ontology annotation, molecular function: GTP binding; GTPase activity. The record is from RefSeq and is a predicted model, not a curated record. Bases 105 to 659 code for a protein of 184 amino acids. Lineage: Eukaryota; Viridiplantae; Streptophyta; Magnoliopsida; Malvales; Malvaceae.
AUGCAAUCCAUUUUUUAAUUUAAAAAAUUAUUUUUUCGUCGGAUCUUAUCAGCACUAAGUUGAAACCCUAGUUUUCUUAAAUUUUUUUUCCUCAUUCGAAGAAGAUGGGAUUAUGGGAAGCUUUUCUUAAUUGGCUUCGAAGUCUCUUUUUCAAGCAAGAAAUGGAGCUAUCAUUAAUAGGCCUACAGAAUGCUGGAAAAACAUCCCUGGUUAAUGUCAUUGCUACUGGUGGAUAUAGUGAAGAUAUGAUACCAACGGUAGGAUUCAAUAUGAGGAAGGUAACUAAAGGAAACGUCACGAUAAAAUUAUGGGAUCUAGGGGGUCAACCUAGGUUUCGAAGCAUGUGGGAGAGAUACUGUCGUGCUGUUUCAGCUAUUGUUUAUGUUGUGGAUGCUGCCGAUAACGAUAACUUAUCUGUCUCGAGAAGAGAGCUCCACGACCUGUUAAGUAAACCCUCAUUAAGCAGCAUUCCCCUGCUGGUUCUAGGAAACAAGAUCGACAAACCGGAAGCCUUGUCCAAGGAGAACUUGGCAGAGCAAAUGGGCCUGAAAUCGAUUACCGACAGAGAGGUUUGUUGCUAUAUGAUCUCAUGCAAGAAUUCUACCAACAUCGAUACAGUGAUCGAUUGGCUGGUGAAGCAUUCGAAAUCGAAGAAUUGAAUUCACAAGAAGUUUGUCUGUUGUUUUCCCAGCUUCUGUUGUAGUUGCUUCUUGGUACAGGGUGGUUGAAUAUAUGACUUCGAUGUGUGUCUGCCCAACAGGGUUUGUUAAUGUCUGAUCGACACCAUUGUCUUAAAUUUUCCAACUUGGCUCGAAUCAUAAGUAUUAUAUGAAGAGCGUUGGGAUUUGUUGAUAUCGAAUUUUAAGUUUUAUAUGUUUUUUGGACCGUUAGACAAUGAAAAUUGAUGGUUGAAAUUAA